UGGUACAUACUGUAAUAUGAUGGCACAACCCACUGUGACACCAGUGGUGGAAGUGUCUUUUUUAAUCAAGCAAAUACCGAGAGUUUACCUAUUCAUAUAGUUGAAACAUAGGGGAUCUGGACAAAUUUGGACAGGAUGCUAAUCUUAGCCCACUUGUCAUUGCUGCUUCUUUUGGGAAACCAAGGUAAAAAUAAAUUCCUCUACUUUUUACUUGAUGUGUUUUCGGUUUCUGGCACAAGGAUGAUAAUCAAAUGUCCUCAAGCUAUAUAUUUAUAUCCCAGGCCUACUGACUAAAGAAUCGUUGCCUCAAUUUAUGCCUUUUUCAUUACAGAUUCAGUAACGUGUACUGACCUGCAGAAACAGCAUGAAGUCAUCCAUGCAGCAGUUGGAGAACAUCUAGUGUUGAACUGCACCUACAACUGCUCCUCUGGAUUUGUCCGUGGCCACUGGAUCAAACUCCCAGACUGUCCUCAUUGUUCUAGGCCAAGGGAAACAAAAAAUGUCACAAAGAAUGGUGACCUCUGCACACUACCAUUGUAUUUUCCACAUCUGUCCACGGAAGAUUUUCAGUACAACUAUACCUGCUUUUCUGAAGAUCAUGAAAGCGAACAGCUCCAACGCAAGAUGGAGGGUCUGGUAUCACUGCAGGCACAAGGUAGGCAAAAACAGGUUGAAAUGACCUUACAGCAUGUGCAUUUUACCUCUAAAAACAAAUUGUGUUAAAAUUAAUUAUCUUAAUUAUGUUUUAUAAUACAUUUAUACAUCAGUAAUUACCGGAUAAUUGUUUUUAAUAAUAUUUUAUUUUCUUUUACCAGCUCGACCUAGUGCCCUGGCCACAACGGUCACUACUGGUAAGUCUCACAGGAUAAUCUGUUCCUGAGACUUUAUAAGGCUCUAGUCAAAAUAAGUUAACUAUAUAGGGAAUAGGGUGACAUUUGAGAUUCAACCUAAGUCUCGUUUUCCGUAAUAGUCUAAUUCAAUUGCUCUGAGGCUGUUAAAUGACAUAGGCACAACAUAAUAUAAACCCAUCAUAUUUCACUAGCUUACUUGAUCCUGAUGUCUACCAUUUUCUGUGUUUUAGAUGAAUCGGUGACAGCGUUGGGUAACCACGAGGACUCAAUAAUAGAUCACGGUGAGACAAAAUGCUGGUAUUCCACUGCUUAAAAAGAAAAGAUGAAACAUGUUUAAAUGUAUUGCAAACAACAAAAGUAACCCCCUGUUUGAGGCAAUGACUGAUGAGUUGCAAAUUGAGUUUCAAUGAUAAUAUUGUCUCUGUGCUGUCUUCAAUACAGAGAAAUUCACAGGCGUCAAGGUGUUGGCAACAGUGACAGUAAUUGUGGCUGCGGUGUUGGCAGCUGUGGCUGUCUACUUAUGUAUGAGCCGCAAUCGAUAUUGCAAAGGUGCGUAUACAUGUUGUAAAAUCAAUUAUUUCUGAAUCAUAAUGUUGUAAAAUACUUUCCAAAGUUGUUAUUAAUUAAUAACUACAGUAUAUUUCAUUAACGUGAUUUCUUGUGUAUUUCAGGAAAACCUGCUGUUAUCUGUACAGGGUAUGUUUUUUUUUUCAUACAAUGUGGCAUUUUUGCUAAGCCAUUUUAACACACUUUUCAUUGGCAAUUAUUAUGUGGACUUCUUAUGUGGAAUUUGUUUAUUGGUCUUUUAUCAGCACAACAUCAAGAGAAGGAUCUGGUGCUGGUAGGCCGACAACAACAGGUAAAUAUUUGUUUAAUUUUACGAAAUUGCUGAAACAACCAGUUCACUCAAUGUCGUGACUUGUAAUUAUAAUAGGUUACUUAAAAUGUUAUAGGUGCAUUCUCAACCAAUUGUGAGAGGGUGGCACUGAGAACAACUCCAGCUGGUAAGCUAAUGGAAUGUACCAUUCAUUACAGUUGCUAAACUGGGUGUAUAAUACGAACAUCUACUGUACAAAAUAUUGCAUUUCCUGUUUUGACCUAGAUUGCCAGAGUGAUCAUGAGGUUCCUUAUGCUGACAUCAUGAUUACUAUGCGAGGGGCCAGCACACCUGAGCUCACACAGAUCUCCUACCUGGCUCCGGGGGACCAUAGAGAGGUGAGGAUUGGAAACUAUCGCUUUGUGAUUAAUGUGUGAAAUAGAAAGCGCUCAUCAAAUAAAAUGUAUUAUCUAUUAUUAUUAUUAUUAUUAUUAUUAUAACUUCUACGACACCUCACCACAUUAUUUUACAUCAACACCAUAAGACUCCUGAACAGCUAAUCAAAUGGCUACCCCCUCUUUUACGCUGCUGCUACUCUCUGUUUAUUAUCUAUGCAUAGUCACUUUAAUAACUCUACCUACAUGUACAUAUUACCUCAAUUACCUCGACUACUGGUGCCCCCGCACAUUGACUCGGUACCGGUACCCCCUGUAUAUAGCCUCGCUAUUGUUAUUUUACUGCUGCUCUUUAAUUAUUUGUUACUUUUAUUUCUUAUUAUUUAUUUAUUUAUUUUGGGGUAUUUUUCUUUUUUCUUUUGGGGUAUUCAUUCUUAAAACUGCAUUGUUGGUUAAGGGCCUGUAAGUAAGCAUUUCACUGUAAGGUCUACACCUGUUGUAUUCGGCAUGUGGCAAAUACAAUUUUAUUUUAUUUUAUUUGAUGUCACCAUAUGUGACCCUAUUACUGACAUUAUUCAACGUAAUAUGUCAGUGGAGGUUGCAUAAUGGCUAUUAUUGGCUUAUGCAGCCACAGUCGCAGGUUGAGACUUUAUAUGAACCUCACCUGAAAUGGAAUCCUGUGUGUUUCAUGUCCCCCUGCAGAGGUGGAGAGAAGAGGCAGGCCAUGGCCCCAGCACUGGCCCUGAAGCUAGGUCCCACCUGCAGGCCUCCCGCUCAGCUGACAGACUGCAUGUCCAGCCCCGAGAGGUCUCCAGGAAGAUGAGCACAAAUUCUGAGUAUGCUGUCAUCACUUACUCUUAACCAGUGGAUAAAAGAGUGAAUAAGAGAGAGCAAGUGAGAAAUGACUGUCACUAUACUCAUGUUAAUAUUACUUCUGUUUUGUUAUCAUUUUUUUUACUGUAGCAAGUUGUAUCUAUAACUGUAUAAAAAAUUAACCGUGACUAUCAUCCAAUAAAGUCA
Messenger RNA from Coregonus sp. 'balchen', 3083 nucleotides. The record is from the annotation of a GenBank genome assembly. Lineage: Eukaryota; Metazoa; Chordata; Actinopteri; Salmoniformes; Salmonidae.